Messenger RNA from Trifolium pratense (red clover), 3970 nucleotides. RefSeq lists its product as uncharacterized. The transcript is spliced from 4 exons. Gene Ontology annotation, biological process: regulation of DNA-templated transcription. The record is from RefSeq and is a predicted model, not a curated record. The coding region runs from base 2442 to 3737 and encodes 431 amino acids. NCBI's taxonomy places the organism in Eukaryota, Viridiplantae, Streptophyta, Magnoliopsida, Fabales, Fabaceae. Gene Ontology annotation, molecular function: protein binding.
GUUAGGUUAAACAAAGCAGCAACCCCAUUACUAUUACUACUACUUCAUUGAAUGAUUGAACAACAACAAAUUUACUCCAGUACUUCUUUCACUGUGCCUUCCAUCACAGCCUUUUUUUUACUUACAGUUUACAGUACUACUUCUUCCGGUCCGGUCCUAUAUGUUUUCUUUCUCCUUCCUUAACCACAUACAUUAAUUUUAUUAUGUUAGUCGGAGCAGUAGAAUAUAUCAUCAUUUGAUGUUUUCUUUCAUACCGAUUCCCAAUGCUUUCCAUACCUACCAAUCCUACCACAAAAGAAGAUCAAAAGAUGUCAUUCAUUCAAGGAUCUCAUCAACAUAUUGAAGAUGUAUGUAAUCCACACUUGGAACAAUAACAUCGAUGUACUUUUUCAUAGAACCAGGCAAAAUGGCUAGACAAUCAGAUCGGGGUGGGUGAUGCAAUCAAAAUUGGACAACCAACCAACCAACCAACCAACAACAACAGGAUGGAUGGAUGGAUGCUAGAUUUGACUCUCUUUCAUCGCAAAUCUAUCUCAGAUCUGACGCAACAAAUUGGUUUGCCACAACCAUAUACUACCAUGGAUUCUUCUCCAGGUUAUUAUGAACUUGAACUCACUUUGCAUCCUGAGAUUAUUUUUCUAUCUGCAAGUUAUUCAAUAUGUGUUUUAGAUGUUUUCCUUCAAGUUCUUCAUUAUUUUGUUAUUAACAAUAAGGUUCUUUAUUGUGUUUCUGUUAUGAAUCUAAAUUUGUGGAAUAUUUUGCUGACUCGAACUUGCAUAUAAGUCUUGUUAAUUAUUAAUUUCAUUUCUGGAAUAUGAUGAAGAAACUUUCUUCAAUAAGAGGAGGAUAAUGUGCCCUAACUCAGAGGGACAAUUCUGUUGAGGACGUUGUGGACACCACUUUUGUUCAGAACGACGAUCCUCUGCUUGUGAAUUUUGUUACCACUCCCCCUGUUCCGGUCAGUGUUUAGAAUGACAAUCCAAGUGAAGUUUCUGAUGAUGUUAAUGCUGAACCCUCAAUUGGAAGUGAGGUUGUUAUUGCUCAAAAGUCUCUUCCUGAUCCGGUCAGUGUUCACAAUGACAGUCCAGUGGUUCUUACUAUUGUGAAUCUCAAUGCAGGGGACACCUGUUCGUGCAGCCAGAAAAACCAGUUCUAAGUCUAAAUAUAAGGUAAUUAUUUUUAUCCAAUUCAUUUUGCUUUAUUUUAUUAUUGUUCAAUUGUUAUUUAAUUUCAUUUGUUUUUUCUUUUAAAAUGCUAGGUAGGAAGAAAUGCAAUAAGAGCUCUCUUUGGUCUCAGAUGGACCCCGGAUGAGAAUCAAAUUUUGGAACAAGCAAUCAACAUGUUUGAUUCUAAUUCUGAUUUGAUUGUGAAGCAUUGUCUGCCACUUCUCAAAUGGCGGGAUGCCAAGUCUAUUAGAAUGAGGCUUAAGAGAGUUGAAGAUAAUAAGAAGGGGAAGAAGACAAAUGGUGCUGCUAAUGCCUUGACAGUUGGGCUAGCUACUGUUGUUUCUAUGGCAGUCAAAGAAGCUGUUGAUGAUGUUACGAACAGUAUCUAGCCAAGCUGCCAAGGCAUCAGCAGCACCAUUUGUCUUCUUCCCCUUCUUAUUAUCUUCAACUCUCUUAAGCCUCGUUCUAAUGGACUUGGCAUCCCGCCAUUUGAGAAGUGGCAGACAAUGCUUCACAAUCAAAUCAGAAUUAGAAUCAAACAUGUUGAUUGCUUGUUCCAAAAUUUCAUUCUCAUCCGGGGUCCAUCUGAGACCAGGGAGAGCUCUUGUUGCAUUUCUUCCUACCUAGCAUUUUAAAAGAAAAAACAAAUGAAAUUAAAUAACAAUUGAACAAUAAUAAAAUAAAGCAAAAUAAAUUGGAUAAAAAUAAUUACCUUAUAUUUAGACUUAGAAUUGGUUUUUCUGGCUGCACCAGGAACAGGUGUCACCUGCAUUGAGAUUCACAAUAGUAGGAACCAUUGGACGGUCAUUCUGAACACUGACCGGAUCAGGAAGAGGCUUUUGAGCAAUAAGAACCUCACUUCCAAUUGAGGAUUCAGCAGUAACAUCAUCAGAAACCUCACUUGGAUUGUCAUUCUGAAUACUGAUCGGAACAACGGGAGUUAUAACAAAAUUCACAAGCAGAGGAUCGUCGUUCUGAACAAAAGUGGUGUCCACAACGUCCUCAACAGAAUUGUCCCUCUGAGUUAGGGCACAUUUUCCUCCUCUUAUUGAAGAAAGUUUCUUCAUCCUAUUCCAGAAAUGAAAUUAAUAAUUAAUAAAACUUAUAUGCAAGUUCGAGUCAGCAAAAUAUUCCACAAAUUUAGACUCAUAACAGAAACACAAUAGAGAACCUUAUUAUUAAUAACAAAAUAAUGAAGAACUUGAAGGAAAACAUCUAACCAGUUCAUCCAACCAGUUUUUGAUAACAAAGCACAACACAACGGCGAGCUUCAAGAUGAAGAUCUCUCAGAUCGAUGAUCCGUAUGGUGAGUUUUUAGAACUCAUAAAGAAUUUCCAAGCGGGAAGAAUUGAUAGAAGACGUUUCAGAGCAAGAGUGCAGGUAUUGUGUAGUGGAAAUACAGAUUUGAUUUUCAGAUUCAACACCUUAUUGAAAAACAAAUAUCAAAUCAAACUUAAGAUCACUGGGGUCAAACGAAAAUAUGUGAAGAAGAAGAAGAAGAAGAAGGUAGAAGAAAACCGUGAACUUCCUUGGGAUGUUCUUGAUAACAUUUGCAAAACACUAGAUUUUCACGACCUCUUUCAGUUUGCCGGUGUGUGCAAGAAUUGGAAGGCUUUUCAUAAAAUUUACUGGACAAAUUUCAUAGCAUACCAAGAACCAUUACUUCUCCGAAAUGUGUAUAGUAAUACGCAUCUUCAAGAAUUCUUUUCCUUAAUAAGCAUUCCCAAUCAAAAAAUUUAUUCCUUGAAGAAGAUGGAGUGCUUAUCCAACUCUAUGUAUGUCGCGUCUUCUAGCGGAUAUUUUAUCAAGGCGGGAUUCAAUGAUUCAUUUCAGAUAUUCAAUCCAUUUACAAGAACAAAGAAGGUAAUCAAUGCCUCUAACUUUGAAGUUAUCUCUAAUGCUUUUGCUAGCCAUGCAUUGCUUGCUCUUAGCAAAUGCUCCGAGGAUUUUGUUUUGGUGGUUUUAUGCACAUGCUCUAGGAAUUUGCGUGUCUAUCAAUCUAGAAACUAUGGUUGGGUUAGUUAUUCUUCAGCAAUAGGAAAUCAAGAAGAGAAGAUUGUUCACUUUGUGGUUUUGCACAGUAUAAUAUACCUUGUCACUAACAAGGCCAACAUAGGAGUGCUUAGCUUGAAUUCUACAAACAUUAAAUUUCUAAAACUGAAGAGUACUCCUGAUGUAACUAGCAUACACCUUAAGCUGGUUAAUUGUGAUGAACAACUUUUACUGGUUGAUUUAAUGGAAGAUAAAAUGAUUAGGAAUGUGUACAAGAUAGACUUCUCCACCAUGAAUUAUGUCAAACUUGAAACUUUGGGGGAUAUUGCAUUAUUUUAUGCUUGUAAUGGUUUGAAGAAAGAUUGUUAUGCAUUGAGCAACCCGAACAAGUGGGGAUAUGAGAGAAACUCUGUGUAUGUCACCCUCUUUUCAUCUACAAUAUGUAGAGUGUAUUCAUGGGAUGAUAAAAAAUUGCAAAAAUGCAUUAUGCUUCCAACUCCCGAUGAAACAGGUGUCUUCGUGUUUGACUGGUGUUUUAGACAUCUACAAUACGAGAUAGAUUAUUCUCUAGUUGAGUAACUUGCAUAUUGUACGUUGUGUUACUUAUGUUCUUUGUGUUUCACCCCAUUUUCCUUUUUGCUUGUGUCAAACUUGUAAUUUAAUUAUAGCUAGAAUGAGGGAGGGUGACCGUCUAUUUAAGUCUAGUACUAUUUAUUAUUUUGUCUGUUAAUUGUUUCUAAUUUGAAGUGUAUAAUUGCUAAAAUUGUGUCUGCAAUCUUCAUUACUGUUUGAUCAAUGAAAGUUUAUCCGAA